Molecule: messenger RNA, 1017 nt
Organism: Phanerochaete carnosa HHB-10118-sp
Lineage: Eukaryota; Fungi; Basidiomycota; Agaricomycetes; Polyporales; Phanerochaetaceae
Exons: 6
Coding region: 1-1017 (338 amino acids)
Source: RefSeq, a predicted model, not a curated record
AUGCUCGCACGUUCCACCUCCGGUGGCGUUCAUUUCGCCAAUAUCGAACCGUCAACGGUGACACUGUACGAUGCAGGCCCACCUAUCAUAGAACUUUGUCACUUACCUCUCCCCUGGGCGGUCUGGUUCUUUCCUUACAGCGGCCUGUUUUUCUUCGACAGUUGCUUCUUCUGUCUUGAGCAUGAAGACGACAACGUAGAGCUGAUCGACAUGGGACCUCAACCAGCGGUUAUUCCAAAUGUGACCUAUGAGGGACGACAUGCGCGAUAUGACUACGUCUCGGUCGAUAGCUCACUCGCUGAUUGGAACCGUCGGAGGCUACGCAGGAUAGAGCUCGCUGUGCGUCGAAAGUACGCGGGCGUGUUUGAGACGCAGACCUCUGCGCGCUCACCGAACGGUACCUUCCGAGCCGAUAUCGUCGUUGGGGAAGACGAACAGUCGACAAUAGUAUCGACAUCCGAUAGGCGUCGUAUCGCAACAUUUUACCCUCCUCAACCACGGCUGCGCCCGGAAGAGGCCAAGGCCAUCUCGUUCCUCUCGGAUAAUCACACAAUAGUCACCGCAGGAGCUAGAGUGGGGCGAUAUAUUGCUGCAUUCGCGGAUACGGCCGCAGGCUUCAGCGCAGGUUAUACGUGCAAGGACGUGCACAGCACGCUCCUCGUCCUCCAGAGCCACGUUACGUCCGAGACCGUCUUCGAAAGCGAACAGCUCAAGCGGCAUAUGAACGUUAUCAAGCUUGACGUCAGGCCCGAAGAUGCUAUUCUCGUCAGCGGAUGGAGUCGUUCGCCGAUUGGGCUGCUACAGUGUUCAGCAACACGAGCAAAGAGCACCGUGCUGCUGGGUAUUACCGGCUUUCCAGAGGGCGGCGACGAAGGUGAUAUCGGCGGAGGCACCAAGGCUAGCGACGGCGAAUUUAGUGAAGAUGAACAUCACGACGCUAUUUCAUCAUCAUUCGAGGGUGUGCACCCGUUGGACAUCCUGCUCGAAUACAUUCCCUCCCGAGGUGUGCGGCGCUAG